This is a messenger RNA of Theobroma umbraticum, 1078 nucleotides long. RefSeq names its product KOW domain-containing protein. Gene Ontology annotation, cellular component: ribosome. Gene Ontology annotation, molecular function: RNA binding; structural constituent of ribosome. The record is from RefSeq and is a predicted model, not a curated record. Lineage: Eukaryota; Viridiplantae; Streptophyta; Magnoliopsida; Malvales; Malvaceae. Gene Ontology annotation, biological process: translation.
CGGGGCAUCUUUCAAACCCGAUAUUUCGUUACGGGAAAACUGUAUAACCCAAAACCCUAAAACCUGACGUACAAGGUAGAAGGAGCAAGUCCCAGAUCCUCCAAUUUAUCCGCAAAAGCUCCGUGCUUUAGCUCUCUAAGAUUGAAAUGGGUUGGAAGGCAGCUGAGAAGCUCAUUAGGCACUGGAAAAUUCUCAGGGGUGACAAUGUGAUGAUAAUUAGGGGCAAAGAUAAAGGUGAAACUGGCAUUAUCAAACGCGUUAUUCGAUCUCAGAAUCGGGUUAUUGUUGAAGGGAAAAAUCUGGUAAAAAAGCACAUUAAGCAAGGACCAGGUCAUGAAGGUGGUAUAUUUACGGUUGAGGCUCCACUUCAUGCCUCAAAUGUUCAAGUUGUUGACCCCGUUACUGGGACGCCUUGUAAGGUCGGAGUUAGAUAUCUAGAAGAUGGAACUAAGGUGAGAGUAUCUAGAGGUAUAGGAGCAUCUGGUUCUAUAAUUCCUCGCCCUGAGAUCUUGAAGAUAAGGACAACACCAAGACCUACAGUUGCUGGUCCAAAGGAUACUCCAAUGGAUCUUGUAUUGGAGAAGACAUAUGAUUCUAAAACCGGGAAGGGUAUGCCCGACCUUUAAAGAACCUCUUUCAAUCUCAUGGGAGGCUUCAAACAUAUUGUGCUGAGAGGCUAUGGAAAUAUGGUACAUGGAUCUGGGGCAUUUGCCUAGCAUGAAUAAUGUUCUUACGAGUCUGCAUCUAGCUUUAAUCUGGUUGGCAUAUGUUGCAAGUAAAUCUUCUGGAUUGUAUUUAAACGUCCAAGGUUUAGCACGUUUCUGUUGGAUUACCAUUCACCAAUUUCUUGUGCGUCUAUACCGCAUCUGUUAAGACAGUCUCACAGAUGAAAAUGAAUUUGUAUCGCUGUAUCAGAAGUGGUGAUCUCGAGGAAUUAGAUUGAAAUCACCCGCUUUUCUGUUUAUCCAAAAGGGAUCUUCUAUUGGUUCCACCUAACUCAGUAUGUGAUCUUCGAUCCGGAUUAAGAGUUCUUUUUUGCUUUUUUAAAAUAACAUUAAGGGUUCUUAAUGAUUUGAGA